Penicillium subrubescens is the source of this 1488-nucleotide messenger RNA. RefSeq lists its product as uncharacterized. Bases 1 to 1488 code for a protein of 495 amino acids. The record is from RefSeq and is a predicted model, not a curated record. Gene Ontology annotation, molecular function: metal ion binding. The transcript has 5 exons. NCBI's taxonomy places the organism in Eukaryota, Fungi, Ascomycota, Eurotiomycetes, Eurotiales, Aspergillaceae.
AUGCUGAGUGAUUCGGAUAUAGAUUCCCUGACUAACCAUCUUGGAGCCUUGUCAAAGGAAAACCAAAAGCACCACGACACUCUCCAAGAUGUGCUGGAGCAGUUCAAGCACCUCCUGGAGGACUACAGCUCCCUCAAAAGUGACUAUGAAGAGGUGAAGGAAGGCCGAGAGAAAUACAAAAAGCUAGCUCGUGGUCAGGACCGCAACCCAUUCGUCCUGGUGCUCGUUGACGGUGAUGGAUACCUUUUCAAAGAGCAUUUCAUCAAAGCCGGUGCGGAAGGUGGCAUUAACGCAGCCCGCGAACUGAGCGACUCGGUCAGAGAGCUCAUGCAUUCUACAAUGGGAAUACAAGCUGAUCAAUGCCGAAUCAUGGUUCGCGUCUACGCCAAUAUGCUUGGCUUGUCGAAGACCCUCGCUCGAGCCGGUCUAUGUGGUCACGAAGCACGAUCCCUAGCACCCUUCACCUCAGCUUUCAACCGUGCUCAAGAUCUCUUUGAUUUUGUUGAUGCGGCCGAAAAGAAAGAGGGUAGCGAUUUCAAAAUCAGAGAAAUGUUCCGACUUUUCGCGGACUCCAAUCAGUGCCGGCAUAUCUACUUUGCGGGCUGCCACGAUACUGGAUUUGGCUCUUUGUUGACCCCAUAUAGGGGCAGAAGUGAUCGCAUCACACUCAUCAGGGCUGCUUCCUUCCACCGCGAAUUCGAAGAUCUGGGCUUACCGAUCAGAGAGCUGCCAUCGGUGUUUAAGUCUACACCUAUUGCUAGCACCAAACCAACUACUACUACUGUCAACACUAAGGUGGCUUCUCUCACGAAUGGCAAUGGCAGCACUAAGCCGAUUUGCAAACAUUACCAAAAGGGUAUCUGCAAGUACGGUAAUUCGUGCAUCAAGCAGCACGUCAUGCCUGGUCAAACCUUGGCUGCUAAGCCGGCGGAUGAAUCGCCAACCAAAUCGUGGUCUACUCCAACUAUCGUGGGCCGCUCGCAGGAGUUCCUUUUCACCCACCUGCCUCCAAAGAGCCUCAAAUCGGAGGAGUUCAUUGCCGUCAAUAAGGAUGGCGAACGUAUCGACACCUAUUGUCCCCACCCCUCCACGGAUGCCAUGGACGAAUAUCACCAUCGUGCCAAAGAGCACAAAGUCUGCAACAGUUACCACCUUUCAGGGGAAUGUGGCGACAUGAGUUGCCAAUAUGAUCAUAGUGAUGUCUCUGACACCGUUAUCGAGGUACUCAGAUACAUUUUGCUUCAACACCCUUGCCCUCGAGCUGGGGCUUGCCGGUCCAUGAAAUGUUACAUGGGCCAUCUAUGCCAGAAGCCAAACUGCAAGGCCGUGAAGAGCUGGCAGUGUCGCUUCAAUCACCGUGCCCACAGCCUUGAUAUCCAGGUCGCUCAGUGGGUUGUGCCAGUCGAACAGUCCGAGGGGGAACAGUCCUCGUUGAGCGGCGACUCAUUCGAAGGGACCACCUCUCCGAGCAACACCAACUUCAGCUAA